GUCGAGGGAGGGUACUCGGUUUCGUUGUAGUUGUCGCGGCGUCGAGGCCACCGCGUCACCAUGAGAGUCUCAGCAAUAAUAGUGGUGCUGUGUGCGUGCGCGCUAGCGGCGGCGGGGGACGUGGCGCACCUGAAGGCGGCCAAGGCGCGGCUGCUGGGCCGCCUGGCGCGCGCCAAGCAGCACAAGCGCGGCGCGCUGUCCCCCGUGCCGCCCUACAAGCUGGGCCACGACAUCCCGCGCGUGCACCACUCCGUGCUCAAGCCGCUCCUCGUCACCUACCCGCCCACCGCCGUGCCCGUCACCCUCAAGGUGCCUCUCACCAACCCCCUCGUGCACCGCUGGCCCGUCCCCGUGGGACACAGGGUGCCAGUGCAUCAUCCACAUUUCGGACUGAAAUUCCCUCACAAAACUUUCGGCGUAACGAAACCGGAUAAUCAUUUCCAUCACCACCAUCACCACGUGGCUCGACCGGUGUUGCCGGUGGUGCCGGCGCCCCCCGUGGUGCCCGUGGCGCAGCCGAGCAUACCCGUGGCGCAGCCCGUGCCAGCGCCGCCGCCCGUGUUCGUGCAGCCCGCCCCGGCCCCCGCCCCGCUCCCCGUCCCCGCCGCACCGCUGCCCGUGUUUCCACCGCACCUCCACGUGAGGCCCGCGCCCCCCGCCCCCGUGGCCGUGCAACCGCCCCUGUUCCCGGCUCCCCAGUACCCCGCCUAUGCUCCACAGCUCAAUUACGUAAUCAGACCGGGCAACGCAGUACAAACCUCCUUUUUUGCCACCUAUCCGCGGUACCCAUUGGUGAACUACCAAACCCCGAUCGUGCCGGUUGCGCAACCUUCUCCGAUCGUCCCGGUGGCUCCCACUCCAAUGAGCCAGGUGUUCCUGGGGCAGCCCGCGCCGGCGCCGCACUACCACCUGCUGCAGCACGGGCACGGGCUGGUCGAGCAGCAGCAGCCCGCGCCGGCGCUGCACGAGCACCUGGAGCCGCAGCCCGCGGCGCUGCUGCCCGCGCCCGACCACGGCGGCUGGUCCCCCGUGCAGCCCACGCCGGGCCACCACGAGCACCCCCAGGUCACGCAGCAGCCGUCGCCGCAGGUGUACGAGCAGCACGAGCAGCACGACCAGUACCUGGCGCUGCAGCACCAGCUCCAGCAGCAGCUGCAGCACGCGGCGCAGCAGCAGCACGCGCUGGACCAGCUGCAGCGCGACCACCACCUCGCGCACGACUACCAGCAGCAGCUAGAGUACCACCAGCACCAGCAGGAACUUCACCAGCAGCAGGACUUCCAUCAGCAACAACAGUUCCAUCAGCAACAACAGGAGUUCCAUCAGCAACAAGACUAUCACCAGCAACAGCAAGACUAUCACCAACAACAGCAAGACUUGCAUCAACAGCAAGAGUACCACCAGCAACAGCAAGAUUUCCACCAGCAGCAGGAGUACCCUACUCCUGCCUCAGAGUACGGGGUACCUCAGCAGCAGCUGGACCUGGAGUACGGCCCGCCGCAGCACUCGGGGCAGCAGCAGGGCUUCGAGGGACGGAGCGGGGAGGGGGAGGGCGAGGGGGACGAGGGGGGCGCGGGGGAGGGGCACGUCCCCCUCGCGCUGCAGCCGCCCCGCGACCGCCCACUCGAACACUUCCGGUAGUCUGAUAGCUACACCUAUUGCGAUGAUAGGUGAUGGUCAACUUUACUCUAGAGUGAUAGGUUACUAAUGUAAGGAUAAGCAUUUAUUUUGUUACCUCGACGAAAGUUGUGAUAUCGAAGAGCGUAAAUAUUUAUUGACACGAAAUCAUGAUGUUAUGGUGUAAAUAUGUCCGUUGUUGCAAUUUUAUAACUUAGCUGUAAGUUGUUAUUUAAUGUAAAUAAUCAAUAAAUGAUUGAAAACUUAUAA
This is a messenger RNA of Plutella xylostella (diamondback moth), 1887 nucleotides long. RefSeq lists its product as uncharacterized. The record is from RefSeq and is a predicted model, not a curated record. Lineage: Eukaryota; Metazoa; Arthropoda; Insecta; Lepidoptera; Plutellidae.